GAUAAAACACACCGGGUCGAGGCGGCGGCGUGAGAAGAGCGUGUUCCUUUCUUUCUUUCUCUCUCUCCAUGGAGGAGGACGACAGAUCGGUCGCGGCCGCGGCCGCCAGGAUACUGCUCACCCUCCGGACCAGGACGCUGACGGAGUGGCCGGACUGGAUCCUGCCGCCCUCCAAGGAACUCGCUGCGCCUGCGGAGCGGGAGGCUGAGCUGCCGCCGUUGCCGGAGGGAUGGCCGAAGCGGCCACGGGACCCGGUGCCUGUGUCUUUGCGCCCCAACGGGUGGUCACCGUCCUGGGUUGGCCUCUUGGCGCGGCUGUGGCAGCCAGUCCCCUCCAGAUCCGGCGCAUCUUCCAGCGAGGAGGAGAGGGCGUGGUUGCACCCCCGCGUCCGGCAGGCGCGGCGGAGGUCGGCGUCCGGAUCCGCUCCUUCCCCGAGCGUCAAGGUGGGCGCGCGGAAGGAGGCCUUGAUGGCGGCGUCGAGCCCGGAGACCCCCUUUGACUACGCCAUCGCCGCUCGAUCCGGGGCGUCGUCCAGCGGGGAUGAAGGGGCCAAGCGCAAGGCGAGCAGAUCCAGCGGCGACGAGGGGUGCAGCUCACCGGCGAAGCGCUCGCGGCCGGACGCCCACGCCCACGCCCAGGAUGCGGCGACGGCCGUUCAAGUUGAGCAGGUGCCAAAGAUUGAGGACAACAGCCGCGACGAGAAAGGCCACUUGUUGUUUGACCUCAACGAAGAUAUAAGCAUAGCAUGGUAAAAGAUGCCAGAGGGUUAGUUGGUGCUCAAUGUGUACAUACAAGGGCCAAGCCAUCACAACCAGAGCCGGCAAGGGCUGGUUAGCAGAGACGGACCAACGCCUAGGAACUACACUACUUAUAUAUAGUAGUACAUGAUGAUGAUUAUGGAUUAGUAGAUUUAUUAUCAGAGGUUAAUUUAGUCUUCGCUGCUGUGCUGCUGGCUCGCUUGUCUCUCUUCUAUACACUCAUGUGUUCAUUAUACGCUGCAGGAAACAAUAUAUAUACUCGGUGCAUCAGAUUAUUUUCCUUUCCUUUA
Molecule: messenger RNA, 1048 nt
Organism: Lolium rigidum
Lineage: Eukaryota; Viridiplantae; Streptophyta; Magnoliopsida; Poales; Poaceae
Exons: 2
Coding region: 69-752 (227 amino acids)
Source: RefSeq, a predicted model, not a curated record